UGCUCCUCAGAUACUCGGACGGUUUGAGCAGAGUGUUGGAGUCCGCGUUCGCGAACUUGGGCGGUAUGAACGGCAGCACCAUGUGCCUGUUGACCAGGUGGGACGUUUGACUCGCCUUAAUUUCCUCGGUGUCCGCCGGAGGACUGGCAGGCGGUACUUCCGGCUGUUGAUGCUCGCCGCAGGAUACGUCGGACUUGUUGGUCGCUGUUCCGAAACAGAAGAGCGGUAGGGAGAACGAAUCGUUGUACGUCGAGCAAGUGAAAUCUAGAGAUACGCGACCGCCAGGCUGCUCGGGGUCGAUCCAUCGAUCGAUCGGAAAUCGGAGGAGCCGGGAGAAGAUGCUUACCCGAGGUGGCCGAGCUGCCGCCGGAGCUGUUCGAAGCGGGCAAAGUAGCCGAAGUCGGCGCGCACGGAGCUGCCGCUACUCCGCUGUCGAUGAUUUUUCCAUCCCUGUUCGUCUCCCCGGAAAGCUCCUUCUUCCCGUCACGGCCGAUCGCCUGAUCCGUCGAGGUCGGCUUCGAGUUGACCAGAACCACCACGACGUCUUCUCUGUCCGGCGGCGGAGGCGGCGGCGGCGGAGGAGGUGGUUUCGCGAGACUGCGAAGGAACCGCAACCGGAGAUGAACGAGAAAGUACCCAACCUGAUUACGAUAGGCGCGUGUCAUCCGAGUUCGGGCGUUGCCGGUCCCCGGCGGCGUAUAAAAGAGCCGACGCGAUGGAAAAGAACCGUGUAUUUCUCGCUGGAACAACCUGCCAGGAUGAGGGACGAAUUCAAGUAUCUGUCGGGAUUCGACUGCGAGUUCGCGAGCGAAGACGAACGGUGCCCCGGCGCUCUGCCCGUCGGCCGAAACAACCCCCAACGGUGUCCGUACGGCUUGUACGCCGAGCAACUCUCCGGCACGGCGUUCACCGCUCCUCGGUCUCGGAACAAGCGCUCCUGGUUCUACCGCAUCAGACCGUCCGUCGUGCACAACCGCUUCGUUCCCGCGGGCGAUUGCCGCGUGCGACGAGGCGUCGCGAUCCACGUGUACCUCUGCAACGCCUCCAUGGGGGACAAGGCGUUCUACAACGCCGACGGGGACUUUCUGAUCGUGCCGCAACUGGGCGCCUUAACCAUCACCACGGAAUUCGGCAAGAUCCGUUGCGAGCCGAACGAGAUAUGCGCGAUUCAGCAAGGCAUGCGAUUCAACGUGGCGGUCUUCGGCCCCUCGCGAGGAUACGUCCUCGAAGCGUUCGACGACCACUUUCGGCUGCCCGAAUUGGGACCGAUAGGAGCGAACGGCUUGGCGAACCCGCGAGACUUCGAAACGCCGGUCGCCUGCUACGAGGACCGCGAAACCAACUACGAGAUCCUCUGCAAAUUUCACGGCAAGUUGUUCGUCGCCGCUCAAGGACACAGCCCCUUCGACGUGGUAGCUUGGCACGGAAACUACGUCCCCUUCAAGUACAACUUGGACAAGUUUAUGGUCGUCAAUUCGGUCUCGUUCGACCAUUGCGACCCCUCCAUCUUCACCGUUCUGACGUGCCCGUCGGGCAAGCCCGGGACCGCGGCGGCGGAUUUCGUGAUAUUUCCACCUCGAUGGUCCGUUCAGGAAAACACUUUCCGCCCGCCUUACUAUCAUCGUAAUUGCAUGAGCGAGUUCAUGGGCCUCGUUAAGGGACGGUACGAAGCUAAAGAGGAAAGUUUUCAUCCGGGCGGAGCAUCGUUGCAUUCCAUGAUGACGCCUCACGGGCCGGAUGCGCGCUGUUUCGAAACCGCUUCGAACUGCGAGCUGAAACCCGAGCGCAUCGCCGAUGGAACUAUGGCUUUCAUGUUCGAGACUUGUUACAGUUUGGCGGUCACCGAAUGGGCGACGACCGUUUGCAACAAGCUCGACCACGAUUACAACAAGUGCUGGGAAUCGCUCGGCAGCCACUUCGAUCCGAACGCUAAGCCUGAAACCUCCCAUCCUUGACGUUGCUCGUCGGAUCCAAUUUUCUUUUCGAAGUUUCGUCCCAGCAUUUUUUCCGUCUAGUUUUCUUAAUAGUUUAUUAUUAUUAUUAUUAUUAUUAUUAUUAAUAGUCGUGUACAGAAAUACAUUUGACCGAUCUUCCAGA
Molecule: messenger RNA, 2097 nt
Organism: Nomia melanderi (Alkali bee)
Lineage: Eukaryota; Metazoa; Arthropoda; Insecta; Hymenoptera; Halictidae
Source: RefSeq, a predicted model, not a curated record